AUGUGCUGCCGAAGACGCCGCGCAGCCCGCCAAGCCUGGCUCGAACAACGCGCCCUCGGCGGUCCUCGCGGCUGCCAUGGCGCCCGCCACUUCGGCCCCGGCCCCGGAGGCCCACCAUUCCGUCCGCCCUGGGCAUCAGGAGGCGGCGGCGGCGGUGGUCCCCCCUUUGGCCGCUGGCGCGACAUCCCACGCGAUAACGUCCCUGAAGAUCCCUUCCGCGAUCCUCCCGCUGCCCCUCGCAACGACCCGGCGACUAGGGAUCCGGAAAAGGGCGCCGUCGAGAUGAAUGUUAAGGAUGUGGAGAAGAGCACGCCUGCCCCGACUCCGGUUCCGGCCCCGGCUGCGGCUCCAACCCCGGAGGGUGAUUCGAAGAGGGUGUCAUUCAUGUCUGGCCCCUUUUCACGCUGGAGAGAGUCCGUUAGGAGCGGUGGGGGCGAUGUGAGGAGGUCGUCUUCGAAUGCGACGUUGCCUCCUAGGUAUAACUCUGGCGUCACCGAGGCGCCGUAUUGGAGUGGUGAGCAGGCUGGGAAUAGGGGGUUUAUGCCGCCGAAUUACGAUGUGGCGAUUAAGAACUGA
Messenger RNA from Colletotrichum phormii, 576 nucleotides. RefSeq lists its product as uncharacterized. The transcript has a single exon. Bases 1 to 576 code for a protein of 191 amino acids. Lineage: Eukaryota; Fungi; Ascomycota; Sordariomycetes; Glomerellales; Glomerellaceae. The record is from RefSeq and is a predicted model, not a curated record.